AUUGCUCUCCCUUUGGCUUUAUGCUUGGAGUGCAGUGGUGGACCGCCUGCCCCACACAGCCUUUGUUUGCUCCUGGGACAGUAUGUGGACUAGAAGCACUUUAUCUCUUCACCUUCCAAGGAGACUUCAGCUCCAGUCCUCUCUGUCUCCUGUCCUCAGUCUACAGUGCACAAUGAAGGGCAUGGGCAGAUCUGAAGAUGUCGGCAGACUCGUUCGGAGCAGGGGGGAGCGAUGCCCAACAGAGCCUGCAGUCUUUUUGGCCCAGGGUCAUGGAGGAGAUCAGAAACCUCACAGUGAAGGAUUUUCGCGUGCAGGAGCUUCCACUUGCUCGAAUCAAGAAAAUCAUGAAGCUGGAUGAGGAUGUGAAGAUGAUAAGUGCUGAGGCCCCUGUACUGUUUGCCAAAGCAGCUCAGAUCUUCAUCACAGAGCUCACUCUCAGAGCCUGGAUCCACACAGAGGACAACAAGCGUCGCACACUGCAGAGGAAUGACAUAGCCAUGGCCAUCACCAAGUUUGACCAGUUUGACUUCCUCAUCGACAUUGUCCCAAGAGAUGACCUCAAACCACCCAAACGCCAGGAGGAGGUGCGUCAGUCAGUGGCCCCAGCAGAGCCAGUCCAGUACUACUUCACACUGGCUCAGCAGCCUGGAACAGUGCAGGUGCAGGGGCAGCAGCAGGGGCAACAGGUGGCCGCACCGACCGCCACCACCCUGCAGCCUGGACAGAUCAUCAUCGCCCAGCCCCAGCAGGGCCAGGUGUUGCAGGGGACUGCUAUGCAGCAGCUACAGCAGGUGCAGGUAGCUCAGUCACAGGCUACCCCCAUCACGAGUGCUCCAGUGACCAUGCAGGUGGGUGAGGGCCAGCAGGUGCAGAUUGUGCAGGCGGCUGCACAGGGGCAGGCCCAGGCCCAGGCCCAGGCAGCACAGCCAGCUGGCCAGACCAUGCAGGUCAUGCAGCAGAUCAUCACCAACACCGGAGAGAUUCAGCAGAUCCCCGUGCAGCUAAACACAGGCCAGCUGCAAUACAUUCGCUUAGCUCAGCCAGUCUCAGGAACACAGGUCGUUCAAGGACAAAUACAGACACUUGCAACAAACACUCAACAGAUAUCACAGACAGAAGUGCAGCAAGGGCAGCAGCAGUUCAACCAGUUCACUGAUGGUCAGCAGUUGUACCAGAUCCAGCAGGUGACAAUGCCAGCAGGGCAGGAGCUGACCCAACCCAUGUUCAUCCAGUCCACCAGCCAGACGGCCGAUGGCCAGGUCACCACGCAGGUCACUGCCGACUGAGGCUCUGGAGCUGUCCUUCACCCCACCUCUCCCAGUCGCCACCAGCGCAAUAACCACACUGCUCCAGGUCUUCUGGAGGAGCGGGAUCCCAACCAUCAGCACCACUCUCAGCACCAACAGGGCAUGUCUAGUCCUUCCUGUUCACAGUCCUUUUUCAUGCAGAGCCAUAUAUACUGGCAUUUUCUCACGGUGACCACCAUACUUUAAUUGCUGUAAUUUUAUGUUUUAGCAUUGACUUAAAUACUGUCCAAAAAAAAAACCUUAUUUUCUUUGUUUCCUGAGAACAGGUUUAAAUAAUUCAAAUGAUCACACAGUGGCAGAAGCCGGUUCUCUUCCUUAGUGAGAGUCCUUCCUGGUUAGUUUCCCCACACCCACCAAAAUGGUUGGCAAAAUACCUGUUCCUGUUAUCCAAUCGUGAUGUGAUUAAUGAAGAGCACUACAGCUGACCUUUUCCUUCCUCCAGCCAAUCCACAGACUUAUUUCUAAAAAACACAAUCUAGCAAGUCAGCAAGGCUGGUCUAUGUCUUUCCAGACUGGUUAGUCAGAUGCAGUUUGUUCUUUUCAGGGCACAGUUUCUAUGGUAUAAGGCAAAGCAAGCCAUUUUAGCAUUCAGUGUACCAUUAACAUUACACUGUGAAGCUCUCAGGAAACUCUGCCCUGAUGACCCUAGUGACCUAGUCUCAAUACAAACACUGCAAACAGUCUGGUCUUCUAUGUAGUGUAGUUGGAGCAUCUCUUUGUUAAGACAGUUUCAGAGUCUGUUUGAUGAAGAGAAAGGUAUGUUUUCUCUUCAGGUUCUAGAUGCAAAUCUAGAAGUCUUUUAUGCCUUGUAUAGUUACAGGCCUGGAAAAAUGUUCCUGUGGAGCUUUUGUGUGGUCCGAGAUGAAAAUUGUUAAUUUUAGGCCCAAGUUAAAUUUAGAUCAUUAUCCAUUUUCAUUAUUGAUGAUCAUGCCAUUUUGUGUAGAGUUCAAAGCUUAACAAUAAAGCCAUAUACCCAUCCUGUAUACCCAUCCUGUAUACAAGUAUCGCUGUAGUUUGUAUGAUACCUUUGUUUGUAGUUCACUUUUAAUUGUGUUGGUUCUGUUUAACUAGUAUCUUGUAUAGUUUUCAGAUUUGAUAAUGUAAUGUUGCUGAAAGGGCUUCUUAUUGUUGGGUUUUCUACAUAUAAAAUAGUGUGACUGCAAAUAUGGUUGAGUUGUGUGCGUGCGUGUGCGUGCGUGCGCGCGUGUGUGUGUGAGAGAUGGUGAGUUUCCCCAGUGUGUGAUAUUGUGCAUUAAAACAUUUCUCUGAACCACAUCUUUCCUCCUUCCUAGUCUCCCUUUGUGGAAACUACCCUCCAACUACCACAUGUACAAACUACAUGUUGAAAUUAUAUCCUUUUAUAUACACAUUUUAAAACCAGUUGUAAUGAAAUCAAUUUUGUUUUUUAAUCUUUAGAAAUUUGUCAUCACUUUGUUGUAUUUUUGGGUUAUUUGCAUGUAGUUAUCGCUGCUGGCAUGAAAUGCAAUCCGCAGGUACAUUUUCUUUCUUUUAUUUUUUAAAAAGUUGGGUUUGUGAGAAAAUAAAAAAAAACCUACAAGAAUGCUUUUCACUAUAAUAACUACUAA
Messenger RNA from Electrophorus electricus (electric eel), 2893 nucleotides. RefSeq names its product nuclear transcription factor Y, gamma (gene nfyc). Gene Ontology annotation, molecular function: protein heterodimerization activity; RNA polymerase II cis-regulatory region sequence-specific DNA binding; DNA-binding transcription activator activity, RNA polymerase II-specific. Gene Ontology annotation, cellular component: nucleus; CCAAT-binding factor complex. NCBI's taxonomy places the organism in Eukaryota, Metazoa, Chordata, Actinopteri, Gymnotiformes, Gymnotidae. Gene Ontology annotation, biological process: regulation of transcription by RNA polymerase II. The record is from RefSeq and is a predicted model, not a curated record.